UCAAUUAUUGGUGCACUUGCCUUGAAAAUUCACCCCAGUGCACUAGAGAAGAUAAGACCAAUCAGUGCAACCGCUCCCCUCUUCUUCACCCAGCCAGCUUUACUCGACGCCUCUGGCUGCGCCAGCGACAACAUCAAGGGAGCAACAGAUUCGAUCGACAGCCAGGCCGAGCAAUGGCCGCCGAGCAUCAGUAGAGUCUUCAUUCUCAGAUCUGAACCUACUCUGCUCUUGGUAGCAGCAGCUUGUACUUCUUCUCAAGUCACCACGGCGGUAUCUACACUCUUAGAUUCUGUGAUUCUGAGUGGUUCAGCUGGCUCGAUCACACCCAGAUCCGAUGGAACGGAUCAUGGUGAGCGCUGCCACUGGGGUGAUGAACUCCCUCCUCAAGAAGCUCGCGGAACUGUUGAGCGACGAGUACAAGCUUCAGAAAUCCGUGAAGAGCAAAAUUCGCUCACUGGAACUCGAGCUGAGCAGCAUCAAUGCUUUUCUCAGGAAUUUGGCUGACAAGGAGGAUCUGGACCCGCAGACUAAGGAAUGGAGAGACCAGGUGAGAGAGAUGUCCUAUGAAAUCGAAGACUGCAUCGACAAGUACAUGCACAAGCUAAACCACGAACCGAAUAAAGUAGGUGGCAUCAAGGGCUUCAUCAGCAAGAGCAUUGCCAAGGUGAAAAAUAUGGGAGUUGUCCAUGGGAUUUCUGAUCAGCUUGAGCAACUCAAGCUCCAAGUCGUUGAGACAAGCGAGCGACACAAGAGGUUACUAAUGCCUGCGCAAGUAACAUCUGGGGUAUCAACCACAACAAUUGACCCUCGAAUGCCUGCGCUGUAUGCUGAUGCUACUGAUCUUGUUGGUAUUGAUGCAACAAGAGAUGAGCUCAUCGAGCUGGUGACCAACCAGGAAGAGAAAGAGUUGAAGGUGGUGUCGAUUGUUGGGUAUGGAGGCUUGGGAAAGACCACACUUGCGAUCCAGGUAUACAGACACCUUCAUGGGCAAUUUGAUUUUCAAGCUAAGGUGCUGAUGUCAAGAAUCUUUGAUAUGAAGAGGAUACUACGGGCAAUACUCUUUCAAACUAAUGAGACAGAUUACCGGGACCAGAACACAGAAUCAUGGGGUGAAGAUUUACUCAUUGAGAAGCUGAGAAAAUUUCUGAUGGAUAAAAGGUACUUUGUUGUAAUUGAUGACAUAUGGGAUGCUCGAAACUGGGAUGCCAUCAAAUGCGCUUUUCCUAAUGGCAAGCGUGGAAGUAGAAUAAUGACGACAACAAGAAUCAGUAGUGUUGCUAAGUCAUGCUGCACCCAUCGCCGUGAUCAUAUACACAAAUUAAGUGUUCUUAGUGAAGCUGAUUCUCAGUGUUUAUUUUAUAGAAGAGCUUUUUACUGUGAAGAUGGAUGCCCACCUGAACUGGAAGAAGUUGCCACUGAAAUUGUGGGAAGAUGUGGUGGUCUAUAAUUACUCUGGCAAGUUUAUUGAGUACUAAAUCAUAUACAAGACGAGAGUGGAUGAUAGUACGGAAUUCUAUUGGUCUGGGAGUUAUGAACAAUGAUGGGAUGCAAGACAUGAA
Triticum dicoccoides is the source of this 1559-nucleotide messenger RNA. RefSeq names its product disease resistance protein RGA5-like. Bases 335 to 1447 code for a protein of 370 amino acids. Gene Ontology annotation, molecular function: ADP binding. The transcript has 3 exons. Lineage: Eukaryota; Viridiplantae; Streptophyta; Magnoliopsida; Poales; Poaceae. The record is from RefSeq and is a predicted model, not a curated record.